Durusdinium trenchii is the source of this 3894-nucleotide messenger RNA. Lineage: Eukaryota; Dinophyceae; Suessiales; Symbiodiniaceae. The record is from the annotation of a GenBank genome assembly.
AUGGAGGGUGCCAAAGUCUAUGUCCAAGAUGCGAGGGUUUGGCAACGAGCGACGGUCCAGGCUGCUCUCGGCCAUGGAAAAUAUCGGGUCUCUUUAGAAGGCUGGGAGGAAGAUGAGUCAAAAGCAACGACCUCGAUGGAUGUCGAUGCUUCCAGCAUGGAAGGUGGAAUGCUGCCUUUCCAGAAUUCAGACAUGCCAGAGAAUGGCUUUCCGGAUAUGACAAGCCUGGAUCAUUUGCAUGAGCCUGCCCUACUUCACAACUUGCGAAGGCGCUUCUUCUCUCAAGCUUGUCCCUACACGUACACCGCUGACAUUGUGAUCGCUAUGAAUCCCUAUCGGUGGUUUCCGCAACUGUACACCGAUGAGAUGAGGAAGGAAUACUUGGUCUAUGACCGCACCAAGCUCGAACCUCACGUUUACACCACCUCGUCAUUAGCAUAUUCUGGAUUGCAGGAGACGUCAGCCAAUCAAACGGUCUUAGUGUCUGGCGAAUCAGGUGCUGGCAAGACCGAGACGGUCAAAAUCUUGAUGGCACAUUUGGCCUUCAUGGCCUCCUCAGAUGAUACAUCUCACAUACGGAGAAUCGUGGAAUCCAAUCCCCUGCUGGAAUCCUUUGGCAAUGCCCAGACAGUUCGCAACGACAACUCCAGCCGCUUCGGGAAGUUUAUUGAGCUCCAGCUCAACAAUGAGUGCCGCUUGGAAGGGUCCAAGUGUCGGACCUACUUGUUGGAGAAGUCACGCGUGGUUAGCCAGGAUGCAGGUGAGCGAAACUUUCAUAUCUUCUAUCAAAUGCUGGCCGCUGACGGCGACACCCGAGCAGAAAUCGGUCUGGGUGACCCAUCUCUAUCAAGAGAUUCCCUGAGAUAUACUAGCAUGGGCUGCUCCAAAACUGAUACCAUCGAAGGCAAAAGUGAUGCUCAAUCCUUUCAAGGAACUGUGGCUGCACUGGCCCUUUUGGAGAUCCACACUGAGAAGCUCACUCGUUUGUUGCGUGCAUUAGCUGGAGUGCUUUUACUAGGGCAGCUGGACUUUGCCGGCACUGAAGAGACGUCACAAGUGACGGACACAUCAAAAAGUGCCGCCGCCUCUGCAGCAGACGUUUUGGCUGUCGAUGUCUCUGAGUUGGAGCGUUCGCUCACUCACCGGACCAUCCGGAUGCGGAAUGAAUCGGUGGUGAAGCAGCUCCCGCCAACGAGUGCCACAGGCAAUCGGGAUGCUCUUGGAAAGGAGAUUUAUGCGAGAGUCUUUGAUUGGCUCGUGGAACAGAUUUGUUUGGCGACAAGCGCGCCACCGGAGCGAGCAAAAGCCUUCGUUGGCUUACUGGAUAUUUUCGGCUUUGAGUCCUUUGCCAUCAAUCGCUUUGAGCAGCUGUGCAUCAAUUACGCCAAUGAAAAGCUGCAGCAAAAAUUUACCCAUGAUGUCUUUAAGGCCGUGCAGCAAGAAUACACUGCUGAAGGUAUUCCAUGGGACCGUAUUGAAUUCAAGGACAAUGCACCUAUCCUUGCUCUGAUUGAAUCAAAGCUGGGUGUGGUUGCCAUGUUAAAUGAAGAGUGUGUAAGGCCCAAAGGCUCGAACCAGAAUUUUGUCUCAAAGCUGGUGUCAGUUCACAAGGAGGAUCCAGCCUUCUCUGCUCCCAAACUGGGGAAGUUGAGGGAACUGCAAUUUUGCAUCCGCCAUUAUGCGGGAGAGGUCAUGUACACAGCCGAGGGCUGGAUCGACCGCAACAAUGAUGCGGUCUCCGAAGAUUUGCUGGCUUUGAUGCGUGGCUCCAAGAAUGAAUUGCUCUCUUCCUUAUUUGUGGAAGAGACCAAGGCCAAGCGAGACACAGUUGCGACCAAAUUCAAGGCAUCCCUUUCGCAGCUCAUGGAGACCAUUGGGCAGACUACGACACAGUAUGUGAGAUGCAUCAAGCCCAAUCAGAACAAGUCACCUACGGAGGUGAACAACGAGAUGGUGGUGGACCAGCUGCGAUGUGCUGGUGUCAUCGAAGCCAUCCGCAUCAGUCGGGCUGGCUUCCCAGCACGCAUGCCAUUGAAGGACUUUGCACAACGCUUCCAGCUAUUGGUUCAACGAUAUCACUCCAAGGGAUUGGUGCAGUUCACCGUGAAGAAUCCGGUGAUGAUGGGCCAGGAGCAAUCAGAGAAUUGCCGGAAGAUCUUGUCCCUUCUGGGGACAGAUGAGACCUACCAAGUCGGCCGCACACGGGUGUACUUCAAGAGUGGGGUCUUGGAAUCCCUGGAAGAAAGGAGGGCUCUUUUGAUCCAGCAAGCUGCAAUUGAACUAGCUCGACGAAUCCGUGGGCAUCAGGCUCACCGGCGCUUUGGGCAGAUCAAAGGCGUGGUGCGGCGCACGCAAGCGACCUGGAGGAUGAACUUGGCCCGAAGCAGCUAUCAACGAGUGCGCCGAGUGGCACUCUUUUGUCAGACACGGCGCAGGGCUGUUCUGGCGGCCCGACGGGCCCAGGAACUGCGACGUCAUCGGGCAGCGGCCAGGCUUCAGGCUCAGUGGCGGCGACGGAUUGCGAUGAGGACACUGCAUCGAGCCAGGCAAGCGGCAAUACGUAUUGAAGCACGGGCCAGAUCUUGGCUUCAAAGGCGCCAAUACCUGGUGAGCUUGGCUGAGUUCAAAGAACAAGCGAAACUUGAAAACCAAGUGAAAGCUUUGAAAGCCAAGCUCGAAGCCCAGGAAAGAGCCAGCGCAAACUCCAGUGAGACAACCCAGGCACCUGCGGAGGUCCUUGAAGCUUUGCAAGCUUUAGGAGCAGAAAAUGCCAAGCUCCACAUGGAACUGGACCGGUUGCGGGAUGAGAAUGACAAGCUGCGCCGAGAGAACCAGAAGCUGCGUGCCAUGGACACAGCUCGCAGAGAGAAGCUGGCAUCAUGCAGCCGCUCCAAAAAGUAUGAUGAAGAGCAUAAGGCCGGUCACGGCACAGAGCUUGAGCGCGAGGAACAGCACCAUGCUGGACAUGCAGAGCAUGUCGGUGAUUCCAAAAACGGUCCAGCAAUGCGGGCAUUACAACUAUACCCGCCAUUGAACGAGUUCUGGGAGGACGUGCCAUGCGUGGGCAUCCCAUUCCUCCAGACUGGAUCGCUGGUUCAUCUCAAGUUGGGUGCAAAUAUCCUGUUUGUCGACAUCCAUGGGAAAAGCCUCAUGUGGCAGUCGUGGAUGAAUAAUCACUCAGGCUACCGGAAUGCUAUGGGCUUCAUUGUGGAGCGAUGCGCUGAGCAAGACCUGAAGAAGGCAAAACGCUCUUCGAUUUGGGGCAGCCCUGCCAAAGAUGCCAAAGAUACUCCACAUCGAUCUUCAAGUGAAAGCUCCUCCAUAGGAGAAGCGUUUGUUUUGCGCUCGAGUUGGACAACAAAGUAUGUGAAGGUUGGUGGGCUUCUCGACUGGUAUUGCCUGCAAGUCUCCGGAAAGAGUGCUGACGAUGCGGCUGUGUUCACUUGCAGAUCGGUUGGCUCGGAGUCUGAGUCCUACAGUUUCGCAUUAAAGCUUUUUGGGAAGGACAAGUACCUCUGCUUGCAGAACGAUGGCUCUGUUGCUAUGGAAAAAGUUGCAGACAUUGAAUCAGCCCCGAACAAGCAGAAUUUCAUUGCUGGCUUUGAAUGCCUGCUUCCGGCAACAUCUUAUGACAUAGUGAUCUAUGAGCAUCAUGUAGGUCUCACUGUCAGCAAAGAUUUGCCACUACGAGUUGUGGGCUUCAAGAACGUUCAAAACCCAGGCCGGCCACAGGAAGCAGGUCCUGCAGAGUCCAGUGGUCGUGUGCGUAUGGGCGACGUGAUCACCCACGUCAACGGCGUGGACGUGACCAGAGUUCAACGCGAAGAUGUGUUGACUCUGAUCAGUAUAGAGCGUCCUGUGAUGUUACGUUUCUUGUCAAUCGAUCCCACCUAG